AUGUCAUGCGGCCACACCAUCCGCUCCCGCCCCAGGGACUGUGGCAAAGGCCGAGAGUGCGAGGGCGAGCGUUGGCAGUCCGCCUUCCUCGAUGACAGCUGCGCCGCCUGCCACCGCCCAACGAGCUACCGCCAGAUCCGUGCGCGGCACGAGGCCGAGCACGCCGUCCUGAUGGGCGACUACAUGCGAGCUGAGGCCGACGGUGACGAGGCCGGUAUGCGGCGCCUCCGGCGUGAUAUGCUGGAGCACACGCGGCUACUGCGCCAGCUCAACUUUGCGGUGAGCUUGAUUCGAGAAGAGCCAUAUGGCAAUGUCAAGUGGCCCGCGAUUAAUGAUGAGGAUACCGGCAGUAGGUGUGAGAGGGAUCUUGGAGGCGCGUCUGAAUCAGAAAAAGUUGGAUAA
This is a messenger RNA of Colletotrichum orchidophilum, 402 nucleotides long. RefSeq lists its product as uncharacterized. Lineage: Eukaryota; Fungi; Ascomycota; Sordariomycetes; Glomerellales; Glomerellaceae. The transcript has a single exon. The record is from RefSeq and is a predicted model, not a curated record. Bases 1 to 402 code for a protein of 133 amino acids.